Ilex paraguariensis (yerba mate) is the source of this 2229-nucleotide messenger RNA. Lineage: Eukaryota; Viridiplantae; Streptophyta; Magnoliopsida; Aquifoliales; Aquifoliaceae. The record is from the annotation of a GenBank genome assembly.
AUGGAGGAGAAAGACGCAGAGCUUCUCUCCAAAGUCGCUGCGAACCAUUUAUUCCUAGCUCAAUUCGAACCCUUUCGAGCCACCAUCUUGACUCUCCGGUCACGAAACCCAGAACUCGCCAAAGCUAUCCUCCAAACCAUAGUUGCUCGGGGCGGCCGAUUCGACUCGGUGCUCUGGUCCCACUCAUGCUCGUCCCCAGCUCUCCUUACAUUCCUCUGCAUCCUUGAACUUCUCCAAUUCAACGAGCCCACUUCCCCUCUCUGGUCAUUCGAUGCCAAUAGUUUACAAUUACGCGUGGAAUUUGUAUUACAUGUCCAAAUCAUGGUCAGCAGAGUUUCGGAGAGUCUCCGAAAAAGCAUUGAUUUGGAGAAUAUUGAAAAAAACGAAAAGGGUGUUGGUGACCUUGAUUCGCAAGGUGAGAUUUUGGCGGAAAAUGAGGAAUUGAAGAAUGGGGAUUUGCGAGAGUUUUUAAGGAUUUUGGAUACAAUUUCGGAUGUGGGUUUGGCUCGGUUGAAGCCGGAUUUGGGUGUUAUGGUCGAGGGAGAAAGUGAGGGGUUACUAGGAGGUGUUGGGAAAAUUGAGGAAGAGGAGUUAAUGUCUUACAGGUGGGUAAUGUUGGAGAAUGCGGACGUGUUCGAUGCUUUGUCUGGGAAUAUAAAAAAGCAAGUUCAGUGGGCUGAGCAUGAUGAUUCAGGUUUGGCCCUUCUAGUGCGUACGGAAGGGAAUCGGGGAGAGGAGGCUGAGAGGGUGCUUAAGUUGAUACAAAGGAGUGUUCAAAUUGCACAUAUGGAUGCUAUUAAGGAGUGCUUGAAGGAGAGCGAUCUAGAGGGAGCGGUAUCUCAUAUUCGGUUUCUUCACUUGGAUUAUGGAGUUGACGAGACACAGUACCGCAUGAUUUUGCAAGAUCUCCUCAAGAUGGUUAGGUCAGGAAAGGCUGAAUAUGGAGACACUUGGCUUGUCAUGCGAGAUAAAUUUUUGUCAAUAUAUGGAGAAGCUCUUUCAUCAAAUUGCACACGCCUUAUUCAAUUGAUUCAGGGAAGCCCUGCUCAAUGCUGGGGGAAUGUAUUUCUAAGUAUGGGAACUGAUACAUCUCAGUCCACCUUGAUGACCUGUGAAGAAGAGAGAUUUGUCAAGAAGAAGAGGAGUUUUGUCAAUGCAUUCACGGCCCUGAAGGCUAUUCAGGAUGAACUGCUCUCUGAAGAGAUUGAGACACACAGAGCCUCUGACAACAAUCAGACUCCACCCCCUCUUGAGCGUCUACAUAAUUCCAUUGCGAAACUGAAAUCUGAGACAAGUUUAGACAACCAAACGGCACCAUCGAAUAUGGCAAUUUCUACUUGCAAGAGAGACAUGUAUCAUUAUGCUCGUGUUUCUGGAUUGUAUGUGUUGGAAUGCAUCAUGGAUACCUCUCUGUCUGCUGUCAAGAGGGAGCAGCUUCAAGAAGCUAGCAAUUUUCUCUCAUUGUUCCCCCGCCUUCAACCCCUGGUAGCUGUUAUGGGUUGGGAUCUGCUGUCUGGCAAGACAACUGCAAGAAGGAAACUGAUGCAAUUGUUGUGGACAAGCAAGUCACAAGUUUUUCGGCUGGAAGAGUCCUCUCUCUAUGGUAGUAAAUCAGAUGAGGUAUCGUGCAUCGAGCAGCUUUGUGAUUCUUUAUGUUAUCAGCUUGAUCUUGCUUCCUUUGUUGCCUGUGUCAAUUCUGGCCAAUCUUGGAGUUUGAAAUAUUCUUUACUGUUGUCUGGGAAAGAACUUAUAGAACGAGGAAAUGAAGGUGCCCAUUGGGAUCCGUUUGUUGAAAAUUUUGUGCUGGAAAGGCUCGCUUUUCAAAGUCCCCUUCGGGUUUUGUUUGACGUAGUUCCAAGCAUAAAAUUUCAAGAUGCCAUCGAACUGAUUAGCAUGCAGCCGAUCACUUCUAAUCUAGCAGCCUGGAAGAGGAUGCAAGAUAUCGAACUUAUGCACAUGCGUUAUGCUCUGGAAUCUGCUGUUCUAGCACUGGGAGCUAUGGAAAGGACUAUGACUGAUGAAACAGGAAGCCAUCAAAUGGCUAUAUUCCAUUUAAAAAAUCUGAGGAAGCAUCUGGAUGCCAUCAACAAUAAGCCACGCAAGGUUAAUAAGGUAGCAAGGCCAAUAAGCACCUUAGCUGGGAGACAGUUUGUCUUCGACAUUAUAUGUGGAAUUCUAGUUGGCCUUGCAUGUGUGAUAUGCAACUUAAGGGCUCAAAAAGCAACUUGA